AUUAUUUACUGUGCUUAGGGGCUUGUGGAACAACCGUAGAUGCAAUUACAGUUAUGAGUCCAUUUUCCCCGUCGGCCAAUGCGUUUCCUCCUACAGUAUGUGGAACAUUAACUGGCCAGCACAUGUACUUUGAAACUGGCUCGACGGGUAAUGCAGGAAUACUAGAGAUUGCUAAAGGAACCACCGAUGGAAACCGCAACUUCCAAAUCAAAGUCACUUACUUCACUUGUGACAAUCUGGCUAAAGCUCCAGCAGGGUGCACUCAAUAUUUCACUGCAGUGAGUGGAUCCUUCCAGUCCUACAACCAUGCCGGAAAUCAAUUACUGGCGGAGAUGAAUUACAAUAACUGCUUCAGACAAAGAGAAGGUUUUUGUCGGUUGGCGUUGUCAGAAUCUACUGCAAUGAAUCCCGAUGCCUUUCUCUUAUCCGACCCACCCACAAUGGCCGAAAGUGAUUGUAUCCUCCUCAGUUUUCUGUCGUUUUCUACGCCAACGACAUCCAUGUUUUGUGGCGGAAUCUUGAAUACUGUGGAUGGAGAUACUGUCCCUGGAGUGGUGACGUCUGGUCCUGGAUCCUCCUUCAUUGUAGGGCUUCAAACCUUGGACGGCGAUCUGUCCGACCUUUCUGGUUUCAAUUUGGACUUCACUCAAGUGCCGUGUACUUGAUUUGAAGGCAUUGACACUUCCAAUGUUACAUACUCUUGAUGUGGUGAAAUAACUUUUAAUUCAUUGAAAUAAAUAUGGUUCACAAGGA
This is a messenger RNA of Tigriopus californicus, 753 nucleotides long. RefSeq lists its product as uncharacterized. The record is from RefSeq and is a predicted model, not a curated record. The transcript is spliced from 6 exons. Lineage: Eukaryota; Metazoa; Arthropoda; Copepoda; Harpacticoida; Harpacticidae. Bases 54 to 665 code for a protein of 203 amino acids.